Physcomitrium patens is the source of this 2205-nucleotide messenger RNA. RefSeq lists its product as uncharacterized. Gene Ontology annotation, molecular function: ATP binding; protein kinase activity. The record is from RefSeq and is a predicted model, not a curated record. Lineage: Eukaryota; Viridiplantae; Streptophyta; Bryopsida; Funariales; Funariaceae. Gene Ontology annotation, cellular component: nucleus; cytoplasm. Gene Ontology annotation, biological process: protein phosphorylation.
UUGCGGGGACGGGGUGGGGCGACAUCAGUUCAUUUUAGCGGGUGUCUGAAAUAGCAGGAGUUUCUGUUGUGUAUUUCUUUUUCUUAGGUCGUUCAGCUGUGUGGCAAUCAUUUCUUUGGUUGUGUUUAGAAGCUGUUUGGCUGGGAGGUCACAUUCACUAUUCCUUUUUAUUUUAUUUUAUUUUAUUUUUUUAAUCAUCAAUAGCACUCAUUUUAAGUGCGCAAGGAAAAUUGGAGGCGUCAUGCCUAGAAUUUGGCAUCGAGAUGGUGGUUGUUCUUCUAUCGAUAGCCGUCUUGUAUCAGUCACUACUUAUGGCACAAUUCUAGCUUCCGUUUUCCUGUUCUCCUACAAUUCUUGGACCAGCGGCCAACAGCUCAAUGUUUAAUUUUCAGUGCUUCUCACUGUGCAAGAAGUUCUGAUGCAACGUCUGUGAAUAAUAUCAUUCUAGCGAGCGUUCUUUCAGUGGAGCCUUUCUCAAGACACUAAGGUGCACGUCGUAGGGAUUGGGUAUCUGUCCAGCGAGCUGAUGUGAGACAUUCUUUCUAAAGCAGGAACUGGGUCUCAAAUGUCAUCCUCGAUACGGGAGAGCUUUUCUUCCGGCAACGUGGUAUUUGGAGGACUCGCUGGUGCAAAUUCCGAGGGACUUGCAAAUGAAGAGUUUGGCAGUCCUGAAGCCAUUUCUCCUAGUAGAGAUGGCACAAAGCUUCUUCGCACCGGUCUCCAACCGUUUAGCGUAAGUUCUGCACGAGCGAUAGAGGGGUUCGACAUACGAUCACGACCUUGGCUUGAAGAGACCAGAAGCGGUGAUCUCGAUCUGGAUAGAGGGGAGCGCGGUGGAGAAGUGGAAGUGAAAGUAGGCGCUGUGUCUCCGCCAGUCGAAGAUGGUGAUUUUGAGUCUCCUCCCACCACACCGAGGUCAACUACCAGUUGUAGUCCUUUUUUGGAGUGUCCAAGUACUCCUCUUCUCAAGAGGAAACAGCUCUCUAGGCAGCAGAGUCUUAGGGACACCAAGUUGCUUCUGACUACACAUCUUAAGAGAACGGCCAGCAUAUUUAUGUUUGACAAGCACUUCGAAUACCUUCGGGAAAUUGGGCGCGGAUCAUUCAGCACGGUUUAUGAAGCUCGAGAUAGGAAAGGUGGCGCACUGUGUGCAGUAAAAAUGAGCAAAAGGGAAUUUUUUAGUCGUGUGGAUCGAGAUCGAUACAUGCGUGAGAUUCAGAGUGUUUCGUGCCUCCCUGAACAUCCGAAUGUAGUGAAUUAUUUCAGAGGUUGGCAGCAAGAUUCCCACUUCUAUAUACAGAUGGAGCUUUGUGAGGCAGGCAAUCUUCGCAUGCUCCUUGACGCGUUGAAAGAGCCUUUGGAUGAACAUCAGGUGUGGGAGUACAUAGGUCAAUUGGCUUCAGCUUUGAGUCACAUACAUAAGCAUGGAGUACUUCAUCUUGAUAUCAAGCCAGAGAAUAUUUUCAUAGAUGGCCAAGGAAACUUGAAAUUAGGCGAUUUUGGCUUAGCAGUACCAUGCAAUAUGUGGGAUUGGGAAGAAGGCGACGGGGGAUACUUAGCACCUGAGCUACUUCAAGAAGAAGAGCCCAGUCCGAUGGCUGAUAUUUACAGCUUUGGUGCCAUGGUUUACGAGUGGGUUACAGGUUUACAGCUACCUCGAUCUAGACCUGCUUGGGAAGAUAUCACUAGGAUGCCAUCCUGGCGGUCUGAAGCUCUUUGCAAAUUGGUGCGAGCAAUGUUGAAUCCGGAUCCUUUGAAGCGACCAAGUGCGGAGCAGAUUAUUUCAUAUCGAAAAAAUCAACCUGCUGUUUAGAAAAAUAUUUGGAACCAGUGCAUUGUUUGUGGGUGUAAAUAUUAUUAGUAGAAUUGCAGUUAUGAACGGUGGGUAGGAAUACUUGUAGUUGCCACUGAUAGCUGCAGCUGUUAAGUAUCCCAAUAAAUUAAAUCGGCAGUACACUACCUUUUGACUACUGGCAACUAACUCUUAUGCAUUGCCGGCUUUACACUAGGGCUGAGGUUUGCAAUUUACAAUCUCAAAGAUAGCCAAUGAGAUCCCAAAAUUGUGCGUAUCCUCAAUAUUUUUGUAUACUGAUUGGCAUGACCGUGUAGACCCGAAAGGAAUCGGAGUUCGACAAAAUAGUUUGUCUUCGACUUGAGGAAUGUUUUUCGAGCAUAGAUUGCAUACUGGCAGCUGCCCUUCAUGAA